Molecule: messenger RNA, 1862 nt
Organism: Aegilops tauschii subsp. strangulata
Lineage: Eukaryota; Viridiplantae; Streptophyta; Magnoliopsida; Poales; Poaceae
Source: RefSeq, a predicted model, not a curated record
GGCCGUGCGGCCCACCGUGCCAGGCUGGCAGACGGCUACUAGUACUUCGCAGGCAAGCACAGCGCCGGGACGGGAAAAAGCCGCCGGAAAUCAUCUCACCCUGUCACGGAAUAACCACCGCGAGAGAGAGAGAGAGAGAGGGAGGGAGAGGGAGGGGCGGGGCGAUGGCGUCCGCCGUGCCGUGGAAGCCGCUGUACUGGCAGCGCAUCCGCGACGCCUCCGUUCUCGCCGACGCCGCCCGCGACCGCCUCGCCGCCGUGGCCCUCGACCUCGUCCCUUUGCCUCCCCGGGCCGUCGACGUCGCUCACGCAGUCUCCCUGAUCGGGGACUGCGAGGAGAAGCUAGCCGAGGCCGGCAAGUUUCUCGGGUUCCUGCUGUCUUCGCUGGGGACCGUGGAGAUCCUGGCGCUUAGGCGGAUGUGGAGCGACGACGCGUUGGAGCAGCAGCUCCGGCCGAGGGCGCGCCAGGCCAGCGCGAGUGCCGGCGCGGCCUACGACGACGUGGCCUCUUCCCGCGGCCACCUCGGAGCAGCGCGUCGCCUUCUCGCUCCAGGCGACCUCCUCCGGCCCCACGUCGACCGGCAGGUCCUCGCCGCCGCCAGGGACGUCGCCGCGGCUGUCGAGCAGCUCCACGGGGUGGAGGCCGCGCUACGUACCGGCGGCGACCUGGCUCUGCCGCGCGCCCUGCUGCCCCGGAGCGCCGACCCCAUCACCCGCACAGCCGAGGCCGCGGCGCACCCCGGCGCCAAGAGGCCGAGGGAGCACGGCGACGCGUGGAGGGCCGUCGCACGCUCCGUCCCCGCCACGCUCCUGCAGGCGUGCGCCCACCUCCCCGAGCUCGAGGCUGCGCACGCCGAGCUCGCCCGCUGCGCCGACGCCCUCGAGACGUCCACGUCCGAGAGGGCGGUGGUCCUUGCCUUCGUCGCGGCGCACACCGCAUUGUCGCGCGUUCUCGCCGCCUUUGCGGGGGCGAACACCGCCUUCUUCCUCUCCACGUCCCAGCUCGGCCUCAACGAUGGCGGGCCCCGGUGGCGAUCUUUGGAGGUCUCGCGCGCCGAUGCCGAGCGCCACGGCCGCGCGGCCCUGGACCUGCUCUGGUCCGCGUCUGCCUGCUUGGAUUACCUCUUCGCCGGCGUCCUCGCAUGGUCCGACUUCAAGUCUAGGGAGGCCGACGAGCUUUUGCGCCGAUCCGUCGCGGAGGCCGGCGAGGCGGUCGACGCCGCCAACUCCAUGUGCGCUGCAGGCGGCCGCAUCUUCCUCAGCUCGUGCACAAUCAUAGGUCGUCGUUUCUUCCUGGACCACGGUGGCCAUCGCCGGAGUUCGGUCCACCCCGACGUGCCUAGCCCCUCUCCUCUCCUCCCAACCUGUCCACGAGCUCCCCCUCACUCCCGCAGCUUGCCCCACCCACUUGCCCUCGCCGGAGCUGGCUGUUCCACCGAAAACCAUCACCAUCGUCGCCGCCUCUGUAACCUCCUGUCGCCGCGGCCUCCCCUCCGUUCCAUCCUUCCUCACCGCCCCCUUGGCCUCUGAACGGGUGCGCCUCGUCGUCCUGGUCCCGCCGGUGUCCUUAUAUCAGCCGGAGCCCGUCGGAGUUGCCCGCACCGUCGAAGACCACCGUCGCCUGCCCGCCUUUGUUUCUCCUCUGGUGCCGCCCGUUGCCGCGUCCCCGCGCCUUCCCGCGCCUCCCUCGGGCCGGGAACGGGUGCGGCAGGCCCGCCGCGGCCGCCGGUGUGCUCGGCUCGGCAGGAGCCGGCCGGCCCGUCGCCGGCUUCGCCUCUCCCCUCUGCUCCUCUGUCUCUGGUCGGGUGGAGCCGGACGCAGCACGGCGGCGAGCAGGCAAGGAGCGGCGAGGAGAGGAGCAAG